This is a messenger RNA of Sabethes cyaneus, 1296 nucleotides long. RefSeq names its product transmembrane protein 43 homolog. Gene Ontology annotation, biological process: nuclear membrane organization. The coding region runs from base 111 to 1214 and encodes 367 amino acids. Lineage: Eukaryota; Metazoa; Arthropoda; Insecta; Diptera; Culicidae. The record is from RefSeq and is a predicted model, not a curated record. The transcript is spliced from 4 exons. Gene Ontology annotation, cellular component: nuclear inner membrane.
UAUUCAGUCUCUAUUCAGUCAUAGUUGAUUGUGAUACGUAAAAUUUUUAAUUGCUAUGUUAAAUAAUUGUAGAUUUGUAGCCUAAUCAUCCUUCCGGAUACAUUUAAAGCAUGUUCGGAGUACUAAAAACCUGCUGGCUUCGAGUGCUGCUUGCGCUUGCUUCAGCAAUUGCUGGGAGUUCUCUGCUUAUGUGGAAUGAGACUAAAGCUAUUGGCAGGGCGCUUUCUCUGGAAGAGGCCCUCAAUGGUGCGAUUACGGUGGACGACAACAUUCCCUAUGUGGAAGCUUACGAAGGAAAAGUAAUCCAUUUGAAGGGUUUGCUAGUCACCGGCGAACCGCUAACUGAACCGGACUAUAACAUUGAGGUCCAGGCUGUGAAACUACGCCGCCACGUUGAAAUGUAUCAAUGGAAAGAGGAAUAUGUCGAAAAUCACUUCGGUAAUUCAGAUCCUAAUUCCCAAUCGGACGAUCGUUCCUAUUAUUACACGCGCGACUGGUGGGAUGACUUGAUAGAUUCACGCAGCUUCUACAUUCGCAGCGGUCAUCAUAAUCCGACGACAUUUCCACUGGAAUCAAAAACGUAUGUGUCCGACCGAGUUCAUAUUGGUCAGUAUGAACUGGACGAUGCGCUUAAGGAACGAUUUAACAAUUUUGUUGGAGUCUCUUCCGAUACACGACCCAAAAAUUCUACUAUAAAGGUGCAUGGCGGGUUCUACUACCAUUGCCACGAUCUUUUGUAUCCAGCAGUCGGUGACAUCCGAGUAUGGUUUUCCUAUGCCGGAUUGGAAGAUUCAGCUUAUACUGUUGUUGGAAAAUUAGAAAACGGUAGAAUUACGUCAUAUAAGUCGUCUUAUUCGGAAAAUAUUUUACUGCUCUAUCCAGGAGAGAUAUCAUUGCACAACGUUUUCAAGCUGCAAAACCGGUCUGAACAAGUAACCGCCUGGGGUCACCGUUUGGUCGGUUGGAUUUUGUUAUAUUUCGCGACAUUUUUUGCAACUUCCGCUCUGCGACGCAUUUCCGGUCAAUCCAUCCCCAACGUUUCGGUUUCGACGUAUUUGGUGGUGUCGUUAUCUCAGGGCAUGAUGAUAAUUGCGUUAGUCUACACCGCAUAUCGUCCCAUGCUGAGUUUUGUACUCCUACUUGUCUCUUCCGUGCUGUUUUUUGGCUGGUUCAAAACCCAUCCAAUCAGCCACCAGAAUCUGAGGCGGGAUUGAGGUCUAACUUCAAACCAAAGUGAUAUUGUCGUCGGUGGAUUUUGUUUCAUCUAGUCUAAAAGCGCUUAUUCGGAGGAAAAGA